This is a messenger RNA of Parastagonospora nodorum SN15, 2460 nucleotides long. RefSeq lists its product as hypothetical. NCBI's taxonomy places the organism in Eukaryota, Fungi, Ascomycota, Dothideomycetes, Pleosporales, Phaeosphaeriaceae. The coding region runs from base 1 to 2460 and encodes 819 amino acids. The transcript has a single exon. The record is from RefSeq and is a predicted model, not a curated record.
AUGGCCUCCAUCUCAGAAGAUCAACGGGCGCUUCAACUUGCGGAGAAGGCAGGUGAGAGUACAAAAGCCGGUGAGCUGGCAUCGGCAGCUCGCUUCCUCCGCGAGGCAAGCACUAUAGCGCCUGAAAACCAGCAAAUCAAAGAUGCGUGGACGAAGCUAAGAGAAGAAGAAGAUAAGAGCGAACUCCUGGCGCUGUGCAAGAUUUGGGUGGCGAGCAGGAAUGACGAUGAUGGGGACAGGGUGCUACGAGCCGUGCAGAAGGGAGGCGUCAAGCAAAAAGAGGCGGAGCAGGCGAUGGCGAUUCUCUUCGAUUUCAAAGGUGAAGACGACACGCUUGAUCAAGUCACGGGCGAGUUGUUGCAGAAUGUUGGCGCGCAGACGUGGCUUGCACACGCGGUUAGGGAACAGCCGACGAGGAUCUACUACGAGAUGUUUGAGCGGGGCGACGAUUCCAUCGAUGGGCUGCUCAAAGUGCUGCUUAACAGGAGUGUCUGGCCGGACGAUGAGGCGUUCAAGAGUGGGCACAGAGAUAUGUUCAUGCUCAGCUUGGCGAUGAUGAUGGAAGAAGCGCUCGAGCAUCCCGAACGUGCUAUGAAGGGCAUUGCACAAUUACUUGCUCAUCACGCCGAGCAUCUCAAAGGCAUUAUCGAUUCGGAUAGCUUCGAUGUCAUUCUCGCGUCGUUGGAUAUUCGACUGCCGAAUAGCUUGCGGGCGCAGGCUACGCUUGCGAGUAUUAAGUUGUUCGAACUUUGCCCCGAUACAGCUGGCGAGCUGAUAUCGAAGUUCGUCACUCAUCGUGCUAAUAAGGGCGAUGCGAAUGAUCUGGUUAUUGCUUUCUCUGCAGCUGCGGCUAUCUUUCCGGUUGCUGUCACGCCGGCGGCAGCGCUUUUCUUGACAGAGGGCUUUGUGGGCACGCUUGUGCCGCUGGUGGAGAAGAAGAGGUCUCAAAAGCUUGAUCAGGCGACAUUGGAGCUUAUCAGUGCAGCUUGUGUAGACAAGAAUUGCAGAGAUGCUAUCAACAAGCAUUGUAGGGAUUGGUUGGAAGAGCUGGUCGCAGACAGUCCUGAUAAGAAACGUGCGAAUCUGGCAGCACUUGUUCUUGUCAAGUUGGGCGAAGAAGCAGCGUCUUCCGAAGGGCCUCGAAUCGUCACACCAGCCAGGGUCGAUCAGAGCGACUUGAUUGCAAGCUUCAAGUCCAUGGUCAUUGGGGGUGAUAAUUCUUCCAAGCAAGACUCGAUCGAGGGUCUCGCAUACGCCUCCCUCCAGCCCAAAGUCCGCGAAGACUUGUCCAAAUCACCAAAGUUUCUCAAGCGCCUCAUUGGCACAAUGAGCGAGCCCUCUGCUCCUUCAAACAUCAUCUUCGGUGGCCUGACCAUUUUCGUCAACAUCACCACUUAUCUGCCCAUUCAGUCUGAAGAAGAGAAACGCAUGGCCCAACUCAAAGCAUAUGCCAACGUCCAAAAGCCCACCGAACCAGACGAGCUGCUUGACGACGCCAGCGUCAACACCCGCUGCAAGCGCAUGAUGGAAGCCAACAUCGUGCCUCUCCUCGUGCAAGUCUGCAAAAAAGGCAGUCCCACCAUCCUCUCUCACAGCAGUCAGAUCCUGCUCAGCCUUAGCCGCGACGCCAAAAUCCGAGGCACAAUGGCCCAACAAGGCGCCAUAAAACUCCUCAUCCAAAUCUACGACACCGUAUCUUCCACCAACGCUGCUUCCACCACCGGCACAACUCCUUACCCACCCACCACCGCCCCCGCAACAGCCCAAGCCCUCUCCCGCCUGCUCAUCAGUAUAAACCCGUCCCACGUCUUCAACUCCGCCCUCCCAUCCACAUCCGCCCUGCGCCCGCUUAUCAGCCAACUAUCCCGCUCAGACAGUUCAAGCUGGCAACUGCACGCCUUCGAAGCGCUUCUCGCACUCACGAACCUCGCAUCUCUCGACACAGCCACGCAAGACCACAUCAUACGUCUCAGCUUUGAUACCAUCAUUGACGACAUGUUGCUAUCCAACCACACCAUGCUGACCCGUGCGGCCACAGAACUCCUCUGCAACCUCAUGGCCUCGGCGACAUGUAUCGCGCACUUCGCCGACCCUGCCUCCCCACGCGCAAAGCAGCGCCUCCACCUGCUCCUCGCCAUGACUGACGUCGACGAUCUCGCCACCCGCUCCGCCGCAGGCGGCGCGCUGGCCAUGCUGCUAUCCAUCGAAGAUGCGGUCACGGCAUUGCUCAAGCAGGACAAGGGGAUUGAAUUCUUGCUGGGGCUGUGUAGAGAUGAGGACGAUGAUGUCAAGUACAGGGGCGUGGUUUGCGUGCGGAGUGUGGCGGAGGAUCAGAGCGGGGUGCAAGGGUUAAGGGAGAAAGGCACGGCGGAGUGUCUUAAGGGGGUGUUGAGGGAGACGAGGAGGGAGGAUGUGCUUGCGUUGGGGGUGGAGACGUUGAAGAUUGUGAUGGGGCAGUGA